CAAUAAUCACGAACAUCACUCACCUGUCUUCGCCUUGUUCCCCUUGUUCCUUCAUUCUGCCAACCGUAUCACACCUACAACAGUCAAGAGGAAGAUGGUCAAGUUCGCGUUCGGUCUCGCUUUGGCAUCAAUGCUCUCCCUCGCCAGCGGUAGCAAGAUGAGAGGCAGCCGCAUGCAGACAUACAAGGUUCGCGUGACGAACUUGACCUUCAAGCAGGACUUCUCGGCCGCCAUCAUCGUGGCGCAUGAGAAGGGUAGUCGACCCCUUUUCUCCGAGGGCGCGAAGGCGAGAAACGCAAUCAGCAUGCUGGCAGAAGAGGGCUUAAGCGGGAAUGUACAGAACAUCGCAACACGCGAGCGCGGCUUCUGUGGCUUUGCCGCACCCGAGAGCAAGGGUUUAAUCUUUCCCGGGAAGACAUGGGAGGGCAAAAUCCAAUUUGACGCGAACAAGUGCAAGGACCCCGUCUACUCGGUGGUGGCCAAGCUCGACAACACCAACGACGCCUUCAUGGGCAUUGCUGGUUCCAAAUUCCCCGCGGGUAGUUGCCCGUCCAAGCACUUUCCCCCCGCCUUUGAUGCCGGUUCCGAGACGAACAACGAGAAGUGUACCUGCAUGCCGGGCCGGGCAUGCCCCAAGGGAACCAGGGACGCCCGUGAACGUCACGGCAGAAACUCAGAGGGCUUCAUCCACGUGCACCGAGGUUUCCAAGGCAUUGGAGAUCUCUCCAAAGACUACGGCUGGCAAAAUCCGGUGGCGGUUGUUGUGGUCUCCAAGGCCUAAGGCGAAGAGGGGAGCGGAAAAGUGCUUCAAUUACUUGUGGUGUUACAGCCUGUCGGGGCAGCGUAGAGUAUGCAUACAACGUCACGUGGUCGACCAUGGGCGCUUUUAGACUUCAUAUGUCCGGUGGUGGUUCCCUUGUGUUCUGGCUGUCGUGUCCUGCAGGGCAAGUGCUGCCCGUCGUUGAUUCGGAGGAAACCGUCGAAGGGAUCGGUACCAUUCACGCAUGCAAUACAUGUGUAGGACAACAUUGCCGUUUGUGCCGAACGUGGGGGUUGGAGGCAGGCGCCGUGUGUGGUCAUGGUUUCAAUAAAUAAGAAUCUUCCACGAUGUGGCGUUGGCUUGUGCGUAGACAGUGCUGCUGCUGUAGAUCAGGUUAGGUCUGUAGGUCGGGCGUUGCAGACGAAGUUCUGCGGUCCAUGGAUGGUUCGUCGUCCCGCAGCGUGCCGUUCGGGUUGUAGAGCACGCAUAGGAGUGAAAGUGAGAUGCUGUGAAUUUGAAGCAAACCGUAAAUCGACGUUGUCACCGUAGCUCUUUGCACCUG
Messenger RNA from Ectocarpus siliculosus, 1322 nucleotides. The record is from the annotation of a GenBank genome assembly. NCBI's taxonomy places the organism in Eukaryota, Phaeophyceae, Ectocarpales, Ectocarpaceae.